This is a messenger RNA of Exophiala bonariae, 1824 nucleotides long. RefSeq lists its product as uncharacterized. Gene Ontology annotation, cellular component: plasma membrane. NCBI's taxonomy places the organism in Eukaryota, Fungi, Ascomycota, Eurotiomycetes, Chaetothyriales, Herpotrichiellaceae. Gene Ontology annotation, biological process: transmembrane transport. The transcript is spliced from 5 exons. Gene Ontology annotation, molecular function: transmembrane transporter activity. The record is from RefSeq and is a predicted model, not a curated record. The coding region runs from base 1 to 1824 and encodes 607 amino acids.
AUGGCCACCGACAAUACCGCAGAACGAGCUGUAAACAAGGAGCUCGGAACAACGGUACCCGUACAGGCAUUAUCAACGGACGACAAGCAAGACUAUUCCACAAAUGAAAAGCAUCUUGAGCAAACCCCGGACGAGGUAAAUCUCAGCUACAAUGAUGAUGAGGAAGAGCCCGAACUUCAUAUGCGGACCUGGCUCGCGCUUGGUGCCAUGUGGCUUCUGAACUACGUCCAAGUCGUAGCGCUCCAGGGUCCUCCAGCAGUGCUUGACUGGAUCGGCAAAGAUCUGGCAAGCCCAGAAACCCAAACAUGGGUGCCAAACUCGUUAUCGUUGGCUCAAGCUGUCCUUGGACCUGUGAUCUCCUCAGCCUCAGACACCUUCCAAGCUCGAAAGACUUUACUCGUUGGAUCUUGUGUAGUCUCCUUUGUGGGUGCAGCCAUCGCACCUGGAUCGAACAGCAUGGGCCGACUCAUCGCGGCACAAACCUUGAUUGGUUUUGGUUUUGCCGCAGUGCCACUGGCUUACUGCGUACCCAGUGAGAUUUUGCCCAGGAAAUGGCGACCAAUCAUCCAAGCUUGUAUCAAUAUCGCGGCUGCAUGUGGUGCAAUUUCAGGUCCUUUGAUCAUUGGAGCAUUGACCAAAAGCAACCCUCAUACAGGAUGGCGCAACUUUUUUUGGAUUCAAAUGGCAUUCUGGGGCAUUACUGCCAUCGGAAUAUUCUUUGGAUAUCGCCCACCAAAGCGACAUACUCGACUAGAUCAUCUGUCAUUCUGGCAGAAGCUUGGACAUCUCGAUCUACCUGGAUGCGGCCUACUCACAACUGGUUUGACACUUUUUCUGACUGGACUCAAUUUGGGUGGCAACUUGUACGCUUGGACAAACGCGCGCACUCUGUCUACCUUGAUUAUCGGCCUUGUUAUCCUCAUUGGAUUUGGCGUUUACGAAUGGAAGGGGACUAAAACCGGUAUCCUAAAUCAUGAAUUAUUCCGUGGUGGGAAGAACCGAGGCCGAACAUUCGCUAUCUGUGUUGCUCUCAUCUUCAUUGAAGGCAUUAUGCUGUUUAGCUACAUUGUCUUCUAUCCCGUCAUGACUUCUUCCCUCUUCGAAACCGACCCAUUCCUCCUCGUCGCACGCUCACAGCCCUACUGGGUAGCUGGUCUGUUCGCCACUGUACUCUGGGGAACCCUCAGUACCAAAUUCCGAACUAUUCGAGAACCCUUAUUUGUCGGCUACCUUCUAUUCACGGCUGGCAUUGUCGGUCUCGCGACAAUUGAGCCUGGACACCAGUUGAAUCAGCUAAUGUUUUCAGCCCUCGCCGGUAUCGGAUUCGGCUCUCCUCUCAUUCUCAUCAUUACUGGUGUUCAACUCUCUACCCCUCACAGCCUCAUUGCGACAGCAACGGCAGUUACCACAUCAUCUCGAGCGGUGGCAGCUACAGUCUUCACUGCAAUCUAUGCUGCAACAUUGACAUCUGGUUUAACAUCCAAGAUCCCGAAUUAUGUUGCCGCAGCGGGCGGUAGAGCUGGUCUUCCAGCCUCGUCCAUCCCUGCAUUCGUCGGAGCCCUUGCCACAAAUGACCCCGAGGCUCUGGCGGCGGUGCCUGGUAUUUCACCAUCGAUCAUUGCGCUAGGCGUUGCGGCCUUGCAACAAGCAUUCGCCGACUCACUUCGCAAUAUUUACAUCAUCGCCGCAGUCUUUGGCGUUGUGGCAUGUAUCGCUUGCUGCUUCCUGGGCGAUAUGCGCAAGACAAUGAAUUAUCAUGUUGAUGCACCUGUAGAAGAUUUGCAUGCAAAGCAUGCUCAUAAUACUGGAGAUCGGGCAGCAUAG